AAAGCGUAUCCCCGGAGUCGGGGCUCUCCCGGUUUGGCGCGAAACCGGAUCUGACGUUAUCAUAGGGAGGUACUCCCUGCCCCUAGACAGGUACUGUUGUAGCUAGGGAAAGAUCCGACGAUUCCUCGGCCUUGUCCCCAGCCCUUACUUGCCUAUGUUCUACUCGGUACCCUCACCGCAGUCGCCGGCCUUGUUUGAGUUAUGCCUUCUUUGCGCGGUGUGGUGAUAGGCGACAGCCUGGUUAAAUUCAUGUGCAGGAGUCGCCUUCACUUGAAAACAUCCGUCGAGACCUGCACAUUUAGUUUUGGUGGUUUUGACGCUGUGCGAAUGGCUGAGGCCGUCUCUGCGAUGCACUUUCAGCGCGUAGACUGUCGUUUUGUACGUUGGUGGUAACGACGUUUGCAGUGCCAACGCGGACCCUCAAGAUAUAUGCGACAAUAUAGGGAAGUUAGUUCUGCAACUGCAGCACGAUGUGGCCCCCGUGGUGUAUACGUCUUCAAAGUGCUGCCACGUUACUCCAGCUCUGAAGACGCCGAUGCGGAGCGCCAGAUCAAGAAAACGCGCUUGCUGAACCGCAAGCUGACGGCUACGCUGAAACGCCUGCCGUGUGUUCGAAUCUUGAACGCCGAGCAUCGGUUUCUCAAUUCCUCGAAAGAGCCACGACGUGCGCCCUUAGCAAUUGAUGGGUACCAUGUGCACGGAGGCCAAGGGAUCGAUCAGCUGGCCAAAAUCGUCAGUUCUCUUGCCCGUGACUUCGGACCUGGAGUGAAGUCACAUGGACACAGCGAGCUGGGUAUCUGCUACAGGCUGCUGAAGUGCAGCCACUGCAACACAAAAGGCCGCGAAGUCCUGCGAGUGCAAGAUUGUGCCCCAGGGUCUUUCAAUUGAAAGUAAUACAUAUAGCAUGACCUUGCAUUAAUUAUCUUUCAUAAAUGCUAAUCACUACUCGAACAAAUCGAGAACGUUUCUGUAUUGCAGCAAAUAAAUGUAGAAAUUGCAUAUGUCAUCACACCUUUAUUGCCCAAAAAAUUGCAUUUAUUGCACAUUCAUCAAGCAAGUGACC
This is a messenger RNA of Rhipicephalus sanguineus (brown dog tick), 1063 nucleotides long. RefSeq lists its product as uncharacterized. The transcript is spliced from 3 exons. Bases 430 to 888 code for a protein of 152 amino acids. The record is from RefSeq and is a predicted model, not a curated record. Lineage: Eukaryota; Metazoa; Arthropoda; Arachnida; Ixodida; Ixodidae.